AUGGACAAUCAACCACCAAAUCAAAGACCUGAAAGAUCUGGGCGGUACCAUCCUUAUUCUCGAAGGACUCAGAAUACGAAUCAGAAUCAGAGGAGUGAUGGACAGCCUGGGCCUUCGAACUCCCAAAAUCCAUCGAAUGAAGGCCCUCCCACGUUAAGACCACCACCUCAAGCUGGCCGUCGAUACCUAGGACGACCUCCCUCACCUCCAAUUGAAAAUCAUGGGUUUACCCGUGAAUAUCGGCAAGGGGAGUCGGGGUAUAGGGUUAUACCGCACAAUCAGAAUGUGGUGAGGACUUCAACUCGAGGUGCUCUUCGGCGGCUAAUGACACAGAUUGAGAAUGGUUUUGGGACGCCGGUAUAUAGGCCGACGACUAGAGAAGAUGAUAUGUUGGCUAGCAGAGAGUUUGAGCCACGGCCUAGAGAGUAUAGAUCGAGUAUGAAUGUGCCUGCUAGUCGAGGCUUUGAGACAGGACCACCUACCAGAGAGUAUGAGUGGACUGCAAACACUCAUGCUAGUCGAGGCUUUGAGAGAGGACCACCUGCAAAAGCACAUGGGGUUAGAAGCACAUCACCUCGUACAGAAAAAGCAUACUCUCGAGCAGAACGUGAAGCGCUCUUACGAGCCUCAACAUCCGUCGUCCCACAGACAGAGUCUCAAAGGCAACAAGCGAGGAACGAGCGCUACAGAGCCAUGCGGGAGAGUACACUUCGGCAAGUAACCACACCUGCUGUCUCCACAAUCCCGCAACAUGAUCCAAGGGUCAUUGAAGGCGACGACGACCCGAGACUAGCAUAUGACGAUCACCCACGACGAGUCGGAGAGGGAACAAUGCACUGGCAAGCCCGCUGUCUCAAAGCCCGCCAACUUCUCGGGAUUAAGACAAAGCCCUUGCUACCUCGAGCCGAAGACGUGGUGACUCGGAACAAAGAACGUCCCGCGGAUGCACGCAGAGCUUAUGUGAAUAUGAGCGAGAACAACCAUGCGAAUCUCAUAAACGAAUUAGGCAAUCUCUACGACAAAGAGUAUACCACCGCCUGGCGAGCUGCGAAAAAGGCGCGACAAGAAGCAAACAGGGAAAUUGAACGUCAGUUGCUCGAGCGAACCAGAGCCUGGCAAGCGAGAAACGGCUUUGAUCGAGAGCCUACUCCGGAUCCGGCUGAGGAUAGUGACGAUGGACUUUAUCACUAUGAGUUUGAGCAGACGGCGAGAGAUGCCGGUCGGGUCAGAUGCCUCACUUGCAACCGGUUCAAGAAAACUUGCUCGUUAGAGGAGAACCCGCGCAAAGCGUGCAACUUUUGCAGGGAGGGAGGUCAUAAAUGCUUCCGUAUGAUGUCUGGUGUCAGGUAUCGCGGUGCGCCGUAUGCGGCUGGUGAGCCGAUGGCGGAUAGAGGCGAAGAUCCUGGACGCAUUCGACCGAUGGGAAAGUAUAUGUGGAAGGAGAAGACCUUGAAGAAAAAUGGAGUAGAGGUCGUUGCGCCGGAAAGAAGGGACGACGACGAUGAGGAUGAGGAGACGAUGUGGUCGAAACCGAGCCAGAAGAAGAAAGAGCCCAAAGAACGAGCAAAGACCAGAGGCCCUUAUGAUACCCCCAGGGCUCGGGAGAGGGCUGCUGCGAUGGGAAGUUCUAGCCCAGUUCCUCCGCCUAGGCAGUUCAGAGAUCGGAAAACAAGACAAUCGACGGUCGAUGAAGAGUCUGAAGACGACGAGUAUCGACAGUAUAGAGAUAGACGCGAGCCUGCUUCGACAAGAAGAGGAAGGCGCAGCAGAUCCCCAGAGACGAAUCGGUAUGGUCUUCGGACGACUGCUGAAGACUUUGGAAAUCGACUCCAAUACCAAGAAGACGAAGGUAAUGAUGCCGACUGCGUGGAAGAGAGACAUCGGGCGAGAUCUCCUAGUCCUCGUAGGAUUGCCACUCCACCGCCUCCUCCGAUACCCGUUGAGUUUCCGGACUUCGAUAUCAAUGAGUUCAUUGAUCCUAAUCUCGCAAACUUCCAGCAAGACCAAGGUUAUCCAUCUUCCCAACUGCAAGCAGAUGAAGAGCUGGCAGCCCAAGCGUUAGCACAACUUUCCGAGCAGUCACAAACACCUUUAGUUUUCGAACCACCGCGCGAGCCGGAUGAGCAGGUCUCUUCCUACGCACCAGCACGAACUCUUCAACCAGGGACAGAGCAAGAUCAACCAUACACCUUUCUAACAGCUCUAAACCAACUGCAAGCCCAAUCCGCACCACCAGGAAACGGCUGGAACGGUCAAUACGAACUCCCUCAGCGUCCAGAGCAAGAAGCCAUCAACGCAGCGUCUGUCUACGGCCUCAACGACAACUCUGCCCCUGAGUCAACCUCCCGGGUAUCUAACCCCAUCAGCUCCCUCCACCCACUGAACGCAGAACACUUAACCGAGGACAUGCCCGUCCUCAACGCCGCAGGCGUUCCAACUAUCCCCACAAACCCUCAAAACAACGCCGACCCCCUCGCACAGCUGACAACCGCCAACUACCACGGCUUCAACCAGAUGCAGUUCCUCGUCGGCAACGAACGAUGGUCUCCAGAGGAGGUCCUGCCAAACUACAGACUUCUAGCCCCACCACAGCCAGGCGACAUAAAAGAAGCACCCAAUGACUCCUACAAGUGUGGCGAAGGCCUUCUUUUCUUCGACAAAGUGGAAGGGAAGGUCUCACAAGACGACGCAGAGCAACCGUGUAUGGGACUUCCAUCCAAGGACUGUGACACCUUCGCACAUACUACGCGCUUCAGCACCUGCGUCUACUGCAAGACAGGCGCCCAGGAUGGUGCCUCACUUGAGCAUUUCUUCACCUUCUCGCAGCGCAACCGUUCAUUCCUAUGCACCUCCUGCGCCGGUAGCUUAAGGGAAAAUUCGCAAUGGACGGAUACCUGCCUAUGCGUGAAUACGAUGCAGGAGGGCUGGAUAUGUAAUAAGCAUAUGCAGAAUGGAUGGAAGCAUCUAAAUAGCGUGCUAGGAAGAAUGAUGGCUUGGAGGGCGAGAGGCGGAAAGGAGAUGUGCUUAUGGUGUAAUAAGCAGGAGGAAGGUUUGGAGAGUGGGUUGUACGUCUGCAAGUGUUGCCAUACGCUUGUGAGGGAUGAUGCUGGGGAGGGUAGAGCGCAAUUGGAAAGGAUGGGGAUGCUGGGGUUUGGCAAUUGA
This is a messenger RNA of Glarea lozoyensis ATCC 20868, 3162 nucleotides long. RefSeq lists its product as uncharacterized. The transcript has a single exon. The coding region runs from base 1 to 3162 and encodes 1053 amino acids. The record is from RefSeq and is a predicted model, not a curated record. Lineage: Eukaryota; Fungi; Ascomycota; Leotiomycetes; Helotiales; Helotiaceae.